Messenger RNA from Seriola aureovittata, 7054 nucleotides. It is a transcript of the gene epha7, whose product is annotated as eph receptor A7. Gene Ontology annotation, biological process: cell surface receptor protein tyrosine kinase signaling pathway; protein phosphorylation; axon guidance. NCBI's taxonomy places the organism in Eukaryota, Metazoa, Chordata, Actinopteri, Carangiformes, Carangidae. The record is from RefSeq and is a predicted model, not a curated record. Gene Ontology annotation, molecular function: ATP binding; transmembrane-ephrin receptor activity; protein binding. Gene Ontology annotation, cellular component: neuron projection; plasma membrane. Bases 574 to 3654 code for a protein of 1026 amino acids. The transcript has 17 exons.
CUCAAAAUCAACAGAUCAAUACUUAAAUAUUUAAUUGGAAAAUGAAACAAACUUAAAAAAAAACUGUGAAAGUGUGGAGCUCGGUGUUUGUCAGAAGAGCUGCUCCAAGUGUGUGUGUGUGUGUGUGUGUGUGUGUGUGUGUGUGUGUGUAUAUGUAUGUAUGUGUGUGUGUGUUCUUUGGUUCGUGUACUGGAGCGUCCCUUGCCCUUUUCCUGAAGAAAACCAAAAAUAUCUGAUCCAAGUUGUGACAACAUUUCCUCCACCGCGGACCCACCACCCCUACCACCCCUCAAAAAAAAAAAAAAAAAAAAAAAAUCCCAGCCACCUCCGCGCGCCGAGUGGCCCUCUUAUUUUCGUGACGUUUCCUCCUGCAGGUUGCGAUUGGAUGUUCCCUCCGCCUGUGUCUGUGACUGACAUCACCGGAGCCACAGUCUCCUCCCAGCGGCAGCAGACGCUAUUUGAGUGGGGACUAGCGGAUUGUUGUACAUAGAGCCGGUUUAGUGUCGUCAAUGGGAAGCGUACGAGACAGUGGCAAAGCGAGUUACGGUCUAGAGUGAAACCCGCGGCUGCACCAUGCUCUCCAGGUCUUUCCCGUGUGUGUGGAUUAUAUUUUGCCUUCAUUUAUGCUGCUGUGUGGACAGCGGGGAAGCACAGAACGCGAAGGAAGUGAUUCUGCUGGACUCCAAGGCACAGCAGACAGAACUGGAGUGGAUCUCCUAUCCUCCCAAUGGGUGGGAAGAAAUCAGCGGCUUGGAUGAGAACUACACUCCCAUUCGCACCUACCAGGUUUGCCAAGUCAUGGAGCCCAAUCAGAAUAACUGGCUUCGGACUAACUGGAUAGAGAAGGGCGAUGCUCAGAGAAUUUUUGUGGAACUGAAGUUCACCUUGAGGGAUUGUAACAGCCUACCCGGUGUGGUGGGCACUUGCAAGGAGACGUUCAACUUGUACUACCAGGAGACGGAUUCAGAGGUGGGCAGGAGCUUACGGGAGAACCAGUACGUGAAAAUUGACACAAUCGCCGCAGAUGAAAGCUUCACCCAGGGUGACCUGGGCGAGAGGAAGAUGAAGCUGAACACAGAAGUGCGCAUAAUUGGGCCCCUGUCCAGGCGGGGCUUCUACCUGGCCUUCCAGGAUGUAGGGGCGUGCAUCGCCCUGGUGUCUGUCAAAGUUUAUUACAAGAAGUGUUGGUCUAUCAUCGAGAACCUGGCCACGUUCCCGGACACCGUGACGGGAUCGGAGUUUUCCUCGCUGGUGGAGGUCGAGGGCGUGUGCGUGAGCGACGCCGAGGAGGAGGCCGACAACUCUCCCAAGAUGCACUGCAGCGCCGAGGGGGAAUGGCUGGUGCCCAUUGGGAAAUGUAUAUGCAAAGCUGGAUUUCAUCAGAAAGGAGACGCGUGUGAACCAUGCGGUCGUGGUUUCUACAAGUCUUCUUCCCAGGACCUUCAGUGCUCUCGCUGCCCAGCGCACAGCUUCAACGACCGUGAGGGCUCCUGGCGCUGCGACUGCGAGGACGGUUACUACCGAGCGCUCUCUGACCCUCCAUCUGUGGCCUGCACAAGACCUCCCUCGGCACCACAGAACCUAGUCUACAACAUCAACCAGACCACCGUUAGCCUGGAGUGGAGCCCACCGGCCGACACGGGCGGGCGCAACGACGUCAGCUACAGGGUCGUAUGCCGCCGCUGCAGCUGGGAACCCGAGGAGUGCGUACCGUGCGGGCCGAAUGUGGGAUACUCUCCCUCACAGUCAGGAUUAGUGGACACUUAUGUGACCGUCAUGGACCUGCUUGCCCACGCCAACUACACUUUCGAGGUGGAGGCUGUCAAUGGGGUGUCGGACCUGAGCCGCACGCAGAGGCUGUUUGCGGCAGUUAGCAUCGCUACUGGUCAAGCAGCUCCAUCCCAGGUCAGCGAGGUCAUCAAGGAGAAAGUGCAACAGCGCAGCAUCCAGCUCUCCUGGCAGGAGCCACAGCAGCCCAACGGCGUCAUCACGGAAUAUGAAAUCAAAUACUACGAAAAAGAUCAGAAGGACAAGAUCUACUCCACAGUCAGGUCCAAGUCCACAUCAGCUACUGUGAACAACCUGAAGCCCAGCACGGCCUACGUGUUCCAGAUCAGGGCCUUCACAGAGGCAGGGUACGGGACCUAUGGCCCCAGACUGGAGAUAACUACCAAGGAGGAGGCCACAGCUGCGAUUGUCUCCAGCGAGCAGAACCCCGUCAUCAUCAUAGCGGUGGUGGCCGUGGCGGGGACCAUCAUCCUGGUGUUCAUGGUGUUCGGCUUCAUCAUCGGGAGAAGGUACGCUCUCGCGGGCCCCAUUGACUCUCCGCUCCUACACUGCGGGUACAGCAAAGCGGAUCAGGAGGGAGAUGAGGAACUCUACUUCCAGUUCAAAUUUCCAGGCACCAAAACCUACAUCGACCCUGAAACGUACGAGGACCCGAACAGGGCUGUCCAUCAAUUUGCCAAGGAGUUGGAUGCCUCCUGCAUUAAAAUCGAGCGGGUUAUUGGAGCAGGAGAGUUCGGGGAGGUGUGCAGCGGCCGGCUGAAGCUGCCCGGGAAGCGGGACGUGUCGGUCGCCAUCAAGACCUUAAAGGUGGGCUACACCGAGAAGCAGAGACGGGACUUCCUGUGCGAGGCGAGCAUCAUGGGACAGUUCGACCACCCCAAUGUCGUUCACUUGGAAGGCGUCGUCACGAGAGGAAAACCAGUCAUGAUUGUCAUCGAGUACAUGGAGAACGGCUCAUUAGACGCUUUCCUCAGGAAACACGAUGGUCAGUUCACAGUCAUCCAGUUGGUGGGGAUGCUGCGGGGCAUAGCGGCGGGAAUGAGAUAUCUGUCUGAUAUGGGAUACGUCCAUCGAGAUCUGGCUGCGCGAAACAUCCUUGUCAACAGCAAUCUCGUAUGUAAAGUGUCUGACUUCGGCCUGUCAAGGGUGAUAGACGAUGAUCCGGAGGCUGUCUACACAACAACUGGGAAGAUGCAGGAUGUAAUGAAUGUGAUCUUUACUCCAGCCACUGACCUGCGUUUUACUGAACAGGGCGGCAAAAUCCCCGUCCGGUGGACCGCGCCAGAAGCCAUCCAGUACCGUAAAUUCACCUCCGCGAGUGACGUGUGGAGUUACGGUAUUGUCAUGUGGGAGGUCAUGUCCUAUGGGGAGCGGCCUUACUGGGACAUGUCCAAUCAAGAUGUCAUAAAGGCAAUAGAGGAGGGCUACCGUCUUCCAGCCCCCAUGGACUGUCCACCAGGCCUGCAUCAGUUAAUGCUCGACUGCUGGCAGAAAGACAGAGCCGAACGUCCCAAAUUUGAUCAGAUAGUUGGCAUCCUUGAUAAGAUGAUCCGUAACCCUAACACCUUGAAAACCCCAGUGGGAACGUGUACAAGACCAAUUAGUCCACUGUUAGAUCAGAGCACACCAGACUUCACCGCUUUCCGCUCAGUGGGAGAGUGGCUGGAAGCCAUCAAGAUGGAACGAUACAGAGACAACUUCACAGCAGCUGGCUACAGUUCCCUGGAAUCUGUGGCCAGGAUGUCAAUCGAGGACGUGAUGAGCUUGGGGAUCACGCUGGUGGGCCAUCAGAAAAAGAUCAUGAGCAGCAUACAGACUAUGAGAGCCCAGAUGCUCCAUCUCCACGGCACGGGUGUCCAGGUGUGACUGGGACGGGCCACCACCACCUCAGUACGGGGGUCAAAACGAAACCAGAACUGAUCCGGAGCAGCGCCUGGGACGUAACCGGGGAUAAUGGUCAAAGUAAACAGACAUCUGCUAUGUCUGACUCUUCCGGCUGCGUCCGGAGCGAAAUCAUUCCUUUGUUCCUCAUUGAAGGAUUGUGGUCUUCAAAGGGCACUAAAGAGAGGAAAAGGGCAAAAAAAAAAAAAAAAAAAAACGGCAACAAAAAAAGAAACUACCUGGACGAGACUUUUUCUUUAGUUUUUUUUUUUUCCUUUAUUACUUUUUAAGAGGCGCUUACAAACUCAACCACAUAUCAAACGGCACAUUGGAGAGGAGUUUGACGCUUACGUUUCUCUAACUUAAUGAAUGAUUUAAGUGCACACCACGGCGAUGGAGUUCCUUUAAAAAGAACAAAAAAAAACAAAACAAAAAAAACAUCUUGUCUACUUGCAAUCUGUGUUUUCUAAUUUGUUAAUUUCUCUUUGUAUCUGCCACCGUGACAUGUUGUUGCGCAUGCAGCGAUUCUUUUGAUUUUUGGACUUGACAACAGGGUAAACUCUCUUUUCUCCUAAAACAGAGGGGAACUUUUUAGGUGCAGAUUCCAAGGUACCUUUUUUUGUUUUUCUUUUUUGUGCUGAGACACGCUGGACUGUUUGAACCGUUUGCAGUGUUUUCAUGGUAUCCUCAAAAGUGCGUGUUCGCCGCCUACAGGAGUGACUUUUUGACGUGGUUUCAAUUUUUUUUUUUUUUUUUUUAAUCAAGGAAUUUUUCCGAAGAGUGCAACACUGAGGAGACGCGAGACGUGAGCUGUUCUCCGAAUCACCAGACUUCUUUUAUAUCAGAGUAGCAAUAUCCUUUGUCUUAGUGUUCACUACAGGAAACACGGAAACCGUUAACUUGGUUAUUGAGUAGAAUGUUUUAGCACUGUUGAAAGAUUGUAUUGAAAUUGGAGCCGCCGCAUGUUGUUUUGCCUAAAAUGUCGCACACAAAUGUUGGUGCAUUGUACAAUUUUUUUAAAGGGUGGAUCCAAGAAAGGUGUAGACGUAAUACUGCCUUAAAAUAUGUUUGAGUAUUGCCGCUAUUUUAGGCACUUCAAUGGCAAUGCUUUCUGCAGAGGGUGGACAAGCUCCCUGUUUUUAUUUUUUCUUUUGUUUGUUUUUUUUUUGUAGUUUUCUUUUUAUCUGGAACUUGACCUGGUCAGAUCAAGUUCACGAACACGAUUUAAUGCCACGAGUGACAGUCAGCGAAGAAGAGACGAACUAAACAGAGCAAUAAUUACCAGGUAGAAAUGGUCCUCACCUGAAUUUUUUUUUUUUUUGGUGCUAGGUGUAAACGCAUGUGUGUGCUGUGCUGAGACAAAAACCCCUUUGGAAAUAUUCAGUCAUCGCUAGAAAAGGAGAGAACCCAGGUAGCAAAAUAAAUCCGGCCACAUGCUUGUCGCCGUCUCGCCCAGGAUACGACGGGUUUCACGGCCCGGAUCUGGCCCAUAUACAGCAUGACUGCGAGAUGCUACCUCCACAUCUGGACCGAUGCUGGCGCACACACAGAAAACUUUCCUGGCUGUCAGCCGACACUGGAGGAUAAAAGCCAGAAUCAGCCCAGAUGUGGAGGUAUAUAUGGGCCAGACUUGGGCCAAGGAUUCAGGCAUAUGUUGGGCCACAAGUUUCAUUUUGCUCUCUGGAAAGGAAAGGAAAAGGAAAGAAAAGGAAAAGAAAGGAAUGUACCUCUUUGACCUAAAAAAAAAGAAAAAAGAAAAUGUUUGGGAAUGUGCUCAGAAAAACUGCUGUGCCAAGUCAUCAGACAAAAUAAUCAUAGUCGUGUUUUUGCCACUUGAUAUGCUAAACGUUUGAUGAAAAUCUAACACGGCAUGGAAGUGUUGAACCGAGUGGCUGCAGAGAUGAAAGAGGCAACAUUCGAAACACUAGAAAGGUGCCAAUUAGCCUUGCUGACAUCAUCUUCUGACACCAGUGCGCCGCCCAGAAAUCAAAAGAGCCCCCUUCAGGGUUCUGGGUAUGAAAAUGCUGGGGACCAAAUAACCAGAGCUCGUGUCAGACGCGGAUCGUGCUGUUGAAUUUCCCAUCAUCCCCGGCUCCGUCGGCCGCCACCACGCAGCUUCUCCCUUGUUUAUUCAUGCGUCUCCGCCGCUCUUCCCCCUCACAGGCACAGAUAAAAGUUAAAGUGUCUCUUAAGAUUUGCUCCUCUUUUCUUCCACACAGCUUUGUAUGGAGAACAGAGGCGAGGCGAGGUGGGGGGGGGGGUUUGCAGAGGAUGUCCUAAAAGCCAAUCAACCUACUUGGUGCCAUCUGUCUCCACUUGGAAUGCAAAAAAAAGAAAAGAAAUGAAGACACAUUUUCCAUGUUAAAUAUGUUUUAGUGCAGUUUUCUUUGAUAGGAAAAUAGUCAUUCAGCCGUCGUGUAAAAAGGGGAGUGUUGCUCACAGAGGAAAAACCAUUACAACUUCUUUUAUUUGCUGCUGCAGCCUGAGAUGUGAAUCUAUAUUUUCAAAGACACAAGUCAUUUCCUCAAAGUUUUGCAUAGGAAAAAAAAAAAAAGAAAAUACAUCAGGAAUUGUUGAGCUCACUGACGAGCGGUUUUCAUCAUUUCUCUCCAUUGUCUAGACCACAUCCGCAUGAAGUCAGCUCCAUCCGCACUGAGCCUUUCACAAACACCCUGCACUCCACUCCUCUCUCUGGGUGAAUCAUUCGGUGUAAUGGAGGUGUUGGAAAAGAAUCGGUCCGUCAUCACGGUGGAGGGCUCAUCGCUGCCUCUCUGUGAUCGCUUAACUUCAAAUGUCAGUGACACAGUACGGGUGUUGUCACUUGAUCAGAAAAUGAAUAUUUGAUCAGGGCUGAAAGUACAGCGAUUAUUAGUUUCAGUCAAACUCCCAGUUAUUUACUCCAUUCAGAAAAUAAUUGUCUGGGCUGGAAAAGGACAGAAAACAGUGAAAAAUGGCUGAUUUUAGUCUGUAAUAGGUAAUAAUAAGAUAAUAGGAGAAUAUGAAUAACAGCAAAUACUUAGAUUAUAUAACUCACAUGAACAAUUAUCAAAACAGCCACAAUCAGAGGUGAUCACAGAGAGCAGCAGUGGACUGAACGGAUGUUUAAAGGUCCCGUAUUUUACACUUCUCUUGUGUUUUAUCUGACGUGUUGAUCUAUAAGAAGAUAUAUCUCAGUGUAGUUUUACAUCUCCUCUCUCAGGCUUCUCUCUGGAGCUCUAGCAACAACAGGUCGGUGAGCCAAUCAGAAGAGAGGAGGCUCUGAGCCUCUAAGGGAUUUUUUCUUUAGCAUUAUAGUUCAGCUAAUCUGGAUAUUUUCACAACCAGGGACAGUGUUUUCAGCCCAGUUGGGAGACCUUUUAUUUAAUUAGGCUGGUAAAAAUUAUAU